Molecule: messenger RNA, 678 nt
Organism: Caenorhabditis elegans
Lineage: Eukaryota; Metazoa; Nematoda; Chromadorea; Rhabditida; Rhabditidae
Source: the annotation of a RefSeq genome assembly
AUGGAAGUUACCAUCAGCAACAACGAAAAUGAAAUUCAAAUUGGCAUCAAGGACACGCAGCAGUUGAAUCCAAAAGAUCAGGACCGACACGAUUCAAAACUUCAAAACAAUUUCAUUGAAACCGUGGAAACAAAGUCAACAAAGCGAGUCAACAAUGAAGCAUUUUCUCCAGUUGCAAUGGAGAAAUACGGACAAAGCAGAAUCAGUUUUUCUUCUAAAAAACAACUCACUGCCACACAUUACACACCAGCUGAAGAAUCACAUAACUUUGGAUUCAAUCUCCACGUACUCGACCACAAGAUAACAACUCAAUGGCAAGAAGAUAAGCAUCCCUGGGAUCCAGGGACACAACAAAGGUAUCAACUAGCGCCUCGAACACAAUGGAUGCCUACACCACUGCUCGAUCAAGCAGCGAUAUUGUCAUUUCUGAGUAUACUGUAUAUUUUUAGCAUUCCUCAUGGACCUUCAACUUGCAAUGUGUUUUCAAUCUGGCCUCAAUGGAAUUUUGGGAACUCUAACAAUUAUUGGAUGCCAAUCGGACAAGGUUCACACUUCUUCUCUUAUUUGCUGCCGCCUCAAAGCGCCGCCAAUCUCCAAUUUCGAUUGCCGGAAUUUUCAAUGAUAUGCUACCAAAGAUAUCAAAUCAAAUCGACAAUGGAUUGUCCAAGAUGCCGAUAA